UUUGUUUCCUCCGCUAGAUUUUUCAAGGGUCUUUGCGCGCGUUUUGGUACCUCACCGAGUUUAAUAGCCAGGACGCGGAAUACGAGGGCUUAGGUUUUAGGGGAGGAGGCUGGUGGCUUGUUGCGAUCGUUGGUUGAAAGGGACGGGAGGCUUGGGAGAGUCUAUCUAUCAAUGCUCCGCUGUCGUUGGUUUUGGUCUAGUGAGUGAGUGACAGAAGCGGAGCUUGUGCACGCCGUAUGGCGUCUUGAGUUGCUGCGGUGAGCCGGCGAUGUGUGGGAGAGAGGUUGAAUUAGAAGAUCUAAAGCCGAAAGCCCUUUCAUCUUCCGGUGUUUCUCUUAGUGGAGGGUGGGAGCGGUAUUGAUUCGUCACGUCUAGGCUACGAAGCAUCACCGACGCUCUGUGUGUUCUGAUUAUCACAGAGUAGUUGUGCUUUUUGUUCAGAGUGUAUUCUUAGGUUUGGCUCUUCUGGUAGUGGUGAUUGUCUUGAGUGUAUCGCAGCUCGUGCGGCGAAUUCAAGGUUGCUGGCGAGGUCGUCUUUGAGUUUAGAUGAUGUCUUGUUCUGGUUAGGCCCUAACAUUGUAUUUAUCUUUUAUUUAGUUCUCCGGUUCAGCACGGUGAGUAGGCUGCCGUUGAUGCACCUCAGGCAGGCUUCAACAACUGUGCUAACGCCACUCUUUGGGAUAUCUCUGGAAUCAAGGACGAGUUUGGUUGAGACCGGGUGUACUCCGACAAUUGUAGCUUCCAAGGAAUUGGAUUCAAUCUAUGCACAUCUUGGAGCGACCAUAGCCUCCGGGAACUAAGGUUACCGGAAUAAACCACCAUGGACAGGGAUAAAUCAACCGUCGCUGUGCGGGAUUAUCCUCCUGGAUGCUGCCGUUUACCUUCACAAGGACAGUUGACAGCUACCCGUAGGAACAGGACAGAUUACUCUAGGGCCCAGGGUCGAGAAAAUGGAGCAAAAAUGCAGUUGAAUAGACCUAUAAUCGACGUGCCGAUGAAUUUUGAGGCCUCCUUGAAUGACGAAGCUCAACCCAAUGAUCUAGAUUCUGAGCUAUACCGACAGAGACGAAAAAGGUAUGCUGAUCUCUUGCAUUUCUACCAACAAUUGCAGGAGAAGGGAGAGUCAAAUGAGAGAAUUAGACCAGAUCUUGAAGCUACCAAAAAAAUGCAGGAGGAGAAAAUGAACUUUGACUGGAAAGGAGUUGGGCAUGUUCCAGGUAGUAUUGUGGGCGAUUUCUUCUUCUAUAGAACUGAGCUAUUUGUCCUGGGCUUACACCGAGCCAUGCAAGCAGGCAUUGCUUACACUGAGGUGGGGCAGGAAAAGAUUGGGUGCAGCAUAGUAGCCUCUGGCGGCUACGAAGACGAUGAAGAUCAUGGUGAGACAAUGAUUUACACUGGACACGGUGGAAACAAUAAAGCCGACAGACGGCAAGUGAAGGACCAGAAACCAGAGGGAGGAAACCUUGCCCUCCUGAAUAGUUUGAAGUAUAAGCAGCCUGUGCGCGUGAUACGUGGCCACUCUGACAUUCCAACCAGCCAAAGCCCUUCUAAGAAGAUAUAUUCUUAUGAUGGAUUGUAUCAGGUCGUAGAUCAAUCCUUAGAACUGGGAGCAUCCGGCUUCAAGGUGUUCAAGUUCAAACUUGAACGGCUCCCCAACCAGAGAGAGCUAGGGUCUAGGUUGGUUUCCUUCGUGGGCAAGUUGAACAAGGCACCGUCGAUACGCACUGGCGUGGUGAUAGAAGACCUGUCAGGAGGGCAGGAACCAAUCCCCGUUUCUGUUGUCAAUACCGUGGAUGAUACUAGACCCCCUUCUUCUUUCGAAUAUACCACGAAGCUGCGUUAUCCCAAAGGCGUGUCGUUGCGUUCCUCUACAGGUUGCUCUUGCAAGGGUGAUUCAUGUCACAGCGUAGGUCAUCGGUGCUCCUGUGUGCUUAAGAAUUCCGGCAAAAUGUUGCCCUACAAUCAAUAUGGACAUUUGAUUCGGGCUGUGCCAGCUGUGUACGAGUGCGGUAGUCGGUGCAAAUGCUCUCUAGAGUGCCAUAACAGGGUCUGUCAGAAAGGACUGCGGUACCGCCUCGAGAUUUUCAAAACUGAGAAAAAAGGCUGGGCGGUAAGGUCAUGGGACUUCAUUCCGUCCGGUGGGUUUGUUUGCGAAUAUACUGGCGUGAUCAUGGACACAAAGACUGCAGAUGAGCUUGAUGAUGAUGACUACCUCUUCAACCUGGAUUUUAAGCAAGGUAAUGAGGCACGCUGGGGAGUUCAACGAUCGGACGUCUUUGACAGUGACGACUCUGACAUGCCUCCACUUAAGCUGAGUUCUCCGAAGUAUGUUAUCGAUGCCAGCAAAUUUGGUGGCGUUGCACGGUUUGUCAACCACAGUUGUACGCCAAACCUUUUCGUGCAAUGUGUGCUUUAUGAUCACGGUGACCUUGAUCUCCCUCACGUGAUGCUCUUUGCAGGUAGUGACAUUAGUCCCUUUCAGGAAUUGACGUAUGACUAUGGCUAUGCCCUUAACUCUGUCUAUGAUUCACAUGGGAAUCUGAAGAAGAAGGAUUGUCACUGUGGUACCCGGAGUUGCAGAAAAAGGCUGUAUUAGGUUUGUUCAUUGUCAUUCCUGGAAAAAACAGUAACCUUGUGGAAGCGCCUGCCAGGAGAAAUCAUUUGUCAAAUUUUCCCAUAUGAUUCACCACCCAAUCCCCAUGAUUCAGCCAUUCUUUGUGUAAACUUGUUAUUAUGUUUUCAUCUCAUAUUGAUGGGAUCGGCGUUUAUUAUCUGUUGAAGUUUAUUUAAACCGUCAUUGUUUUGAAA
Molecule: messenger RNA, 2808 nt
Organism: Physcomitrium patens
Lineage: Eukaryota; Viridiplantae; Streptophyta; Bryopsida; Funariales; Funariaceae
Product: histone-lysine N-methyltransferase, H3 lysine-9 specific SUVH4
Cellular component (GO): nucleus
Molecular function (GO): zinc ion binding; histone methyltransferase activity; protein binding
Source: RefSeq, a predicted model, not a curated record